Messenger RNA from Monoraphidium neglectum, 300 nucleotides. RefSeq names its product Putative phagocytic receptor 1b. The record is from RefSeq and is a predicted model, not a curated record. Gene Ontology annotation, cellular component: membrane. Lineage: Eukaryota; Viridiplantae; Chlorophyta; Chlorophyceae; Sphaeropleales; Selenastraceae. The transcript is spliced from 4 exons. The coding region runs from base 1 to 300 and encodes 99 amino acids. Gene Ontology annotation, biological process: protein localization to membrane.
AUGACUUUUGAAUACUACAUGCUGCCCUAUUGCAAGCCCGCGGGCGGCGUCAAGUGGAAGACCCUCGGCAUGGGCGAGGUUGUCGACGCCAAUCGCAUGGCGUCCACGCCCUACGACCUGGCGUUCCGCGUGGAGCGCACCAACCAGCGGGUUUGCAAGAAGGAGCUCAGCAAGGAGGACGCCCAGAAGUUCAGAGACGCGGUGCGUGAUGACUGGUACUUCCAAAUGUACUUUGAUGACUUGCCAGUGUGGGGCUUUGUGGGCAAGGUUGAGAAAAUCAUACCCAAUCAGUAUGAGUAA